Molecule: messenger RNA, 792 nt
Organism: Parastagonospora nodorum SN15
Lineage: Eukaryota; Fungi; Ascomycota; Dothideomycetes; Pleosporales; Phaeosphaeriaceae
Exons: 4
Coding region: 1-792 (263 amino acids)
Source: RefSeq, a predicted model, not a curated record
AUGCUGGCACGUUCUUUAUACCUUCUUUCUGGCAUCGCGCUAGCGCAAUGUCAAACCAUCGUGUUUGAUGGUCGUGUUCCGGCUAACGCUACGGCGGCGGACUUUGAUAAGGCGACCAGCAUCUUCGACCCGGAGAACGUCAAGGGCCAAAUCUGGUGCGCCUCUCUGGCCAAGGAUCUCUGCGACGACUCUAUCUUCGCCCCCGGUGGCUCCAACCCCCAAACCGCCGUUCGCCGCGCAGAACUGCUCUUCAACUCCGCCAAGUCCGCCGACAAUAUCACCACUACUGGCGUGAAGACCCUGCACUUCUCCCUCAAAGAGAGCGCCGAGCGUCCCCUCAACACCACCCAUGAGUAUCUGCUCACGUUCCUCGAGCGCGGAGACUUUGACGGCAACCAAAUCAGCUUGAAGACUGGCACGCUGAUUGGCAGCGACGGCGCGACCAAGGACGACUUUGUGCUUUUGGGCAACAGUAAGAAUGGUAGCAAGACGCUUUUCUCGACGCCGAGAGGAACGGACUUCACCAACUUUGCGCUGAAGCUGGACUUUGACAAGAACACUGUCCAGGUCUUCUCGUCCACUGGAAACGAGGCGUUGACGCAGAAGACUGAACCCCUUCCCAACGACCUCAGCGGCAACGGCGCGUUCCACUUUGGUGUUAACAAGAACCCGAUCAACCCCGGUGCUGAUUCCCUGAGGUCAGGCAUUCAGGAAGCCGGCAUCUUGGAGGGUAUCGUGUAUGGCGGUAUCUUUGUUGAGUGCAGCGCAAGCGGUACAGUCACGCUUUCUUAA